AGAUGUGUCCGGGGCCUGCACACCCAUAGGCAGAGGUGCUGCCUGGAGGUGAGUGGAGGGUGAGAGGGGAAGCCCUGGGCUCUAGUUGAGAAGUGGGAAAGGAAGGGGCUUGGGGACAGCGAGCACAGACAGCUUCAGAAGUUCACGUGUCAGGGGACUGAGGGAUGGGGUAAUUCCUAGGAUUUUAAACAAGGAGAGAACUGAUUGUGGAGCUGAGUUAGUAGCCUGGGCUGGGAGGAGCUGGGUGUGGGGGGGCUUCGGGUGGGCAGCGUGGAGGUUUCAGAAGGCUGCUGUGUGACAAAGUCCCAAGGACUCACUCUGCACCCGUGAGUUGGGCAGCAAAGUCGGGGCCUGGGGCCGUAGUGCUGGGUGUGGGCACAGUGCCAGGGGCUCCUCCCAGCCUUCAGGAGGAAUCCGUGCUAGCUUCAGGACCCCACUUUGCCUGGCAGUAAGUGCAGGAAGCAGUGGCCCAGGGCGCCUGAGCCCAUGCUGGCUGCUGCUGCUUGCCCAGCCCGCAGCCCUACCUCUUUGAGCCCUUGCGAUAAUCAGGGCUUCACUUCCUUUGGCGUUUUUUUCUGAACAGCCUAUUUUGACUCAACUUCUGGGUUGACAUGAAAGACCUGUUUGCACCGUGGUGGUUACACAGCUUGGGGGGACCCUGCCUGGUGUUGGUGGGCAGGUUGGGCGUCACCAGUGUCCCGAGCCCUGCACCUGUUUGCCUGUUAGUGUCAUCCCGCAGCUUUCCAUGUCCCUUCGGUCCUGGCAGUGGUGCCCCCAUGUUGGGAGCGUGGGCUGUCGCAUUCCCUGGGUAGGACAGCUUUGGGGAGCCGUGCAGGUCCUGAGGACAGCCGUGACAUGGCACUCGGAGGGCAGGGGUUGGUGUAGCCCCAGAUCGGGAUUGAUUUUCUCCCCCAUUGUCUGCUGGGGUGGGCGGCCCCUUCCCUCUUUCUCAUGGCUGCAGUCCUUGGAAUAGGAAGUUGAAGCCAAGUGUUCCAGGACACUGUGCUAUGUGGCUUGGCCACCAUUCCCCUCCUCUGCCCCAGAGCCCUCUAUAGGAAGUGUGUCCGGGUCCAAAGUGACAAAAAUGGACACAGAUCCCAGCUGUGUUUGAGGCUGAGCAGCUUGGGAAGAACCGUCGCCAUGAGGCAAGGGUCAGGAGAUGCCUGAGGGGUGCAGGGACAUCCUAGGCCUAGCAGGUGACAGACAACUCCUGUAAGGCAACCGCCUGUUCCCAGGACCCGGGGCAGCACCGCACUGGACUACUGGGGCAGCCCUGGUUGGAGGAGCAAAUGAAGGUCUCCAAAAACACAUCCAAAAGCUGAGCGGCAGCACUUGUCUUUUUUGGGGCUAGGCCUGACUCUACAUGCACUAGCAGCGUGACCCCAUUCUUUCAUGCCAGAUAUCUAAAGGAGUUUCCGGUGUGUCAUCCCCAUUCUCAGGUGGGCAAGGGGGCACCCGACUGCAGAGCUAGUGAGCUCCAGAGCUUGUGUUUGUCCUGGCUGCUCUACUCUGGGGCCCUCCCUUACAGGCUGCCUGGCUGGGUGGAAGAGGUGGGAAGGGUUGGUUGAACGCGGGGUCGCAGGGGUGAGGCACCAUGCUGGUUGGGAAGAGCACUCCAGGCAGGGGGAAACUACCCCACUCCGUUCCAAUGGCACAGGCUUGGUGUGGUGGUGGGGAUCUCCGGUCACCCUCCUGGGGAAGGGGUGCAGUCUUCUGCACCACUUGCCUGACUUCGCUGCUCCUAAGAGCAGCUCUGUUCCCACGAAGUUCCACCCCUGUCCCCGCUCCCCCAGCCUGCCAGCGCCCAUUCCACUUCUGAGUCUUGAGUCUGCGGGGUUUCAAACAGAAGGUGUGCUGCCAUUCUAAGCUAGACCCCUGGCAAGAAGACUCGGGGGUAGGGCUGUAGCGGGGCAGGUGGGGGGCGGGGUCUGGAGGCAGUUGAAGCGGAGGGCAAGGCGUGCUCUGGUGUGGGUGGACAGUGGGCUGCCAGGGCUGUGCCUGAGUUACUGGUGGGCGGGGGUGACUUCCACUGAGGUGGGAUCCUCGGGGAGGUGACCUGGCGUGCAGCCCUCACCUUCGCGGCUUGUUCUGCUGUCCGUGAUCCGGGGGACCCUGUGCAGCGGCCGGCGCGUCGCGGCUCCUGGGAGUGGGGCGAGGGCCCCCUGGCGGCCGUGCCUGGGAGCCGCGGAGGCGUCCCUUGCAGACCCCCCUCCCCCCCCACCGAGUGCGCCAAGUGCCAGGGUUCGAGGCCUGGCGCUGAGUCGUCCCUUUCGAAGCCUCGGGCUCUUUAUCGGGUUGACGCGCCCCGUAGGCUCCAGGGCGCAGCGUUCGGGCGCUGAUUCGUGCAGAGGAUCUUGGUGGUCCAGACCGGAGAAGCCGGCUUGGGGAGGCGGGUGGAGGGGGGAGACAGUAUCUACCGCGGUGCGCUGGGCGCGGUGAAUCCGGCCCGAGUCUCCCCAUCGCCGGGCGGGCUUGCGGCCCAGGCGCCGGGUCCAAGUGGACCCGCAGGUCCGGUAAGAGCUGCGGUGCCUGGAUGCGGUUUGCUGCUGGGGGCGGGCCCUUGCCGGGGCCAAUCAGGACGGGCGUGCGCGCUGACACGCCGCGGCGGAGCAGCUGAGGCGCGCGUCCGCCCCUGACCCAGUUCGGGAUUGGGGGACCGGCCCAGAGCCGGGAGUCCUGGGACGCGGGGCCCGGCGGGCGCAGGGGAGCCGGGGGCCUGGCAUCCUCGCUUGCUGCGGACGCCACUGCGCCCCGGUGCGCCCGUCUGCCUCUGUGUCCUCCUUCCGGCCCUCCGCGCCCCUCCCUCCUUCCCAUCACGGGCCUCUGCCGCUCUUGCGCCCCAAGCCUCCUUUCCCCGCCCCGCCCUCGUUGGCGUUUGGGAGUUGGGUGUGGGGCUGCCCGCUGGCCCCCUUACACUGCUUCUCCUGGCCUCGCACCAGCUCGGAGCGUGACCGGUGUCGGGGUGCGAGAAGUGCAGCAGGGGGUGUGGCACCAGGAAGGUAGGCCGAGGGCGGCCUCCUCCCUUGGCCUCCUGUCGUCCCCAGGCAGCGCCAGGGUGGGCGGCAGCCUCGUGCCCAGGGCGAUUGCCUUCUCCGGGUUUUGCCUGCCUCCCACUCCCCCACCGUGAAGAGCUUGGUGUGGUCCUUUACUUUGUCCUACGUUUAUGUCUUGAUUUGUUUCAUCACCUGGAAUUGUAGUGGUGAUACUGCUCUGCUGGUAACUACUUUUUAGUUAAGCAGCCUGAAACGGAAAGCUGCCUGGGCGGGGACACGGGGAAAUGUCUCUACUUGAACAAGGUCCCCAGUGUUCUGUAGGAUGGAUGUUUCAUAACGUUAACCAGAUCCCACCGUGGACCAGUUGGGCUCCUACCCACCCCACCCCACCAGCCGCCCACGCUGCCCCCAGGAGGAGGGACCAUGGAGUGACAGGCAGGGAGCCCUAGGGCCCCAGAUGGUCCAGCCGGUCUAGAAGGCAGGAGGGGACCCGGUGUGGGCACUUCUUUAGGCUCUUUGGGUUCUGGGUUUCUGGGGAUCACAGGAGGGCCUCCCGCAUUCGUUUUCUGGUGUUCCUGUAACAAAUUACCGCAAAUUAGGGGUUCAAAAGAACACAUUUAUAGCUUUGGAGGUGGGAGUCAGAAAUAGGUUUCAGGGUGCUGAAAUCAAAGGGGUGGCAGAGCCUUGUUCCUCUGGAGGUUCUUGGGGGGGGGGGGGGAAUCUUCUGUUCCCAGUUCCCAGAUGCUGCCCACACUGGUUGUCUCAAGGUCUCCUGUUUUUAAAGCUCAUGCUGGCCAGUCGUGCAGUUUGUGUUGCCUUGUUAAGGCUCUGAUUCUUUCUUUCUCUUCUAUCUUUUAAGGACCCUUGUGAUUACAGUGGGCUGAGCUGGAUGAUCCUGGAUAAUCGGCCUCUGUUCAGUACGACACCGUUCCUAUUCAGUCCAGCGUGGUGUUAUGUGCUUGCCCGUCCCCAUCAAUGGUGAGGACCCAGACUGAGUCCAGCACGGCCCCUGGCAUUCCAAGCGGCGGCAGCAGACAGGGCCCUACCAUGGACAGCACCGCAGCUGCGCCCCGCCCGAGUGCGAGCUCCCUGCAGCACACCGCCCAGCCACCGCCACAGCCUCGGAAGAAACGGCCUGAAGACUUCAAAUUUGGGAAAAUUCUUGGUGAAGGCUCUUUUUCCACAGUUGUCCUGGCCCGAGAACUGGCAACCUCAAGGGAAUAUGCUAUUAAAAUUCUAGAGAAACGUCACAUUAUCAAAGAGAACAAGGUCCCGUAUGUAACCAGAGAGAGAGACGUGAUGUCACGCCUGGAUCACCCGUUCUUUGUUAAACUUUACUUCACAUUUCAGGAUGAUGAAAAGCUAUACUUUGGUCUUAGUUAUGCCAAAAAUGGAGAACUACUUAAAUACAUUCGCAAAAUUGGCUCAUUCGAUGAGACAUGCACCCGGUUUUACACGGCCGAGAUGGUGUCAGCUCUGGAGUACUUGCAUGGCAAGGGCAUCAUUCACAGGGACCUGAAGCCAGAAAACAUUUUGUUGAAUGAGGAUAUGCACAUCCAGAUCACGGAUUUUGGAACAGCAAAAGUGCUAUCCCCAGAGAGUAAACAAGCCAGGGCCAACUCGUUUGUAGGAACAGCCCAGUACGUGUCUCCAGAGCUGCUCACCGAGAAGUCGGCCUGUAAAAGUUCAGACCUUUGGGCUCUCGGAUGUAUAAUAUACCAGCUUGUGGCCGGACUGCCGCCUUUUCGAGCAGGAAAUGAGUAUCUUAUAUUUCAGAAGAUCAUUAAGUUGGAAUAUGACUUCCCUGAAAAAUUCUUCCCUAAGGCAAGAGACCUUGUGGAAAAACUUUUGGUUUUAGAUGCCACCAAGCGAUUAGGCUGUGAGGAAAUGGGAGGCUAUGGCCCCCUGCGAGCUCAUCCGUUCUUCGAGUCCAUCACGUGGGAGAACUUGCAGCAUCAGACGCCUCCGAAGCUCACCGCCUACCUGCCGGCCAUGUCAGAGGACGACGAGGACUGCUAUGGAAACUACGACAACCUCCUGAGCCAGUUUGGCUGCAUGCAGGUGUCCUCGUCGUCAUCCUCCCACUCCCUGUCCACCGCGGAUGCAGGCCUGCCACACACGGCGGGCAGCAACAUCGAGCAGUAUAUCCAUGACCUGGACACUAAUUCUUUUGAACUGGACUUAGAGUUCUCCGAAGAUGAGAAGAGGUUACUACUGGAGAAGCAGGCCAGUGGAAACCCUUGGCAUCAGUUUGUAGAAAAUAACUUAAUACUAAAGAUGGGUCCCGUAGAUAAGCGAAAGGGCUUGUUUGCACGACGACGACAGUUACUGCUUACAGAAGGGCCCCAUUUGUAUUAUGUGGAUCCUGUCAACAAAGUCCUGAAAGGGGAAAUUCCGUGGUCACAAGAGCUCCGACCAGAGGCCAAGAAUUUUAAAACCUUCUUUGUGCACACGCCGAACAGGACGUAUUACCUGAUGGACCCGAGUGGGAAUGCUCACAAAUGGUGCAAAAAGAUUCAGGAGGUGUGGAGACACAGAUACCAGAGCCACCCGGAUGCCGCCGUGCAGUGACAGGCCGCAGCUGCUGCUCUUGCUGCCAGGACACGUGCCCCAGCGCGGCUCGCCACCCUCUGGGACACUUCCAGACCACCUGCCAGCCAUCUCAAGGGGGACGCAGACGGCGGAACCUUGCAGCUUUUUUAUUUAAAAGAAAAGAAGAAAAAAUACCCAACCACACAAAGAACAAAACCAAUAACGAAAAGGAAUUCAGGGUCGCUUUGCUUGCUCUCUGUGCUCUGUGGUGGCUCCCCAGGCUCUCCCUGCCGGGGGGACCCAGCGCUGUGCACGUCCACCUGACUCCCACCCGGGCGAGUGGAACAGACUCAAGUCACCAGCUCUGCGCCACACGCCCUGGUCACCCACCGGCCAGUCCUCCUGUGGCCGAGGGGAUGGGAUGUGUGUCUGGGCUCUUCCUGCCCCUCAGUUAUCACAGAACCCAUCGGCAGGGAGCCGCGUGCGCCUCUGCCAGGGCAGCUUCGAUCUCUGCAGGGUGGGGGGGUUCUUGGCUUUGGUCCGUGUGCUCUUUUUCUUGUGUCCCUACUUGAUGCCCCUGUGCCCCACCAGGGCCCCUGCUAGCCUUCUUGCAUCACUCUGGCUGCGAGUGCUCCAUGCCUUGUGCUCGUUGGGCAGGCUCCAGGUGGGAGACAUGGAGCAGGCUGUCGGGGUGCACGAUGGGGCUGCUGCUGAGGUCGGAGGGUGCCGGCAGGCUAUUCGAUUGAACGUCCCUCUGCGCGGGGUUGGCCCUGUGGAGCUAGAAGGAGGCACGGGUCUGGAAAGAGCAUAGUCAGAGGUGGGCACCUACUCGUGUCAGGAGAUAGGGAGGGCUGUGCCCCGCUCCGUGAAGGCCCGCGCAGCAGGGCAGACUGGGCCCAGUGUCCCCCACGUGGAGGAGUGCUGCCUGAUGAACUCCCCCUGAGAGUUUGGUCAGAGGGUGGAACGUGUAGGCCCUUGGAGCGGUUUGCUAGGGCUGAGGGGCUCUGGGCAUCAGUGGUCGCCCAGCUGUGACACACACCCCUUUCAUGGUGAGGGAACGUUUUCAUAGCCUGACUCCCAGCACGUUCACAUAUCCACAGUGAAAGUCUGAAAGCCUUCUCCUGCUGCCAGGUCAUUUAUCCCCAGCAAGACGUGGGCCUUGCCGGGAUGAAAGCGUUGGUCUCCCUGCACAAUGAUAGGAACACCACACUGGGGUCCGAGCGCCCAGCCUGCUCACCCCUGUGCUUUUAGCUGGCCUGCCUUUCCCUCUUCAGAGGCAGUUCAUGCGGUAUGUGCACAUACCACAGGGGGUCCACGAUUUACCGGUCCUUUGAUUUCUUUGCUGCUGCCUCCUCGACAGAGAAAGCCGGUGGGCCUAGUGGGGCUCAGAGUUCCUCUCCCUGCCCAGGUUGUCCCGUGAGGGCGGUCCACAGCCUGCAGGCCACUCACAGACAUGUCUGUCUGUCUCCAGGGGAUGAACAACUUCGUAGUUUCCUUUAACUUUCAUGAAGGCACCAGCACAAGGUUCAUACACAAAAGAUUCCCCCUGACAACUCUGCCCCCAUCUCCUGUCUCAAAGCAUCCAACACCCCGUGUUGAAGAGUGGUCCAGAUUUAGACAAAAGAUGUCUUUCUCAAACAGGUUUAGUGAGAAGAGUGACCCUUGUCAGCCUGGGAGGGAAGCAUGGCUGCGGAGGUGUCCCUGCUGGGCCGUGUGGGGGCUGGAUGGGAGCAGAGGUGGGCCAGGGUGCCAGCAGCCUCCAUCUGGGGCCUGAGUCUUGUGCAUUGCUGUGUGAGAGCUGUGCACGAGCAAGGGUGUGUGUGCAUGUGUGCCCGCACCAGGGCGGAUGCCAGGCUGUUGAGGGCAUGCCUGCCCUGGGCCAGGGUCGUAAGUCAAGCUCCCCUCUUCCUCCUCUUUGCUUUUGUGUUCACCUGCUUUUCAAAAAAGUAAGUCUUGCCGGGCCUUCAGGAACAUAAUUUCCAGCUUUCUCCCCAUGUUGAUCAUUUGCCUUUCUCGGAGCCCCCACGUGUGUGGGUGGGCUGUUCAGAGAGUUGGGGGGCUGCUGCUGCACCGUAUGCUUCCGUGGGUCUGGCUACAGAGACAAGUGGAGCUGGCAUUUGGCUUGAAUAAGAGCAUUCAGCCAGGCUGCUCUGGGGAGGGGGGGACGGGUGUCCGCUGCCGCCUUCCCCCUGGGUGGUGCCACUACCUCCUGGGCUUCACCCACCAGCUCCAUCGUAACCUCUGAAACUAGAGAAUGAGGGGUUCGGGGUUUAGCUUGCAGCUGACAGAGUUGAAGUGACUGCCCUUACCUGAGCCAGUGACAGCUGAGCCCUUCUCCCUAUGCCACCUUUCUCCUCUCACUCAGAGUCUUGGGCCCCUCCCCCCUUUUUAAAGGCACAUACAUGUUCUUUCCCUGCCCUGUGCUUGUCCGUGUCAGCUUUUGUCGUUUGCAGCUUGUCCUCAGAGCUCCCGCCCCGGCGUGCAGGUGCCUUGCCUUCUAAGACAUGGGCAUGGCUGUCGGUCGAGUGUGUACACAGUUGUACGUGAAAGUACAGAUGAUUUAGCCACGCCGAGAAAGUGCCCUGCUGUUGACUAGAUCCAGGAGCCGUGUGUCAGUGAGGGCAAGGAGAAGGUUCAGUGCUAAACCACAUAGCCGGCAAGCAGGGCCAGCCCCACGCCAUGUGGCCUCGCCAGGCAUAGGGCAGGGGGCUGGCCUGUGGCCUCCAUGGGCUCAGGGGGCCCACUGCGCGUCGCCCCUCUCUGGGAACUCCAGGAAGCCAGGUUUGGGAGGGACUGUUUCCUUCCCUCUUUCUGAGGACCUGAGCAGGAGUAUGGCCACUGGGUUGUGGUAUCAGGUGGCCCCAGGGGCCGCACAAGGCCCCACCUGGGGCACAUGGCCCUGUGCUGUCCUGCUGCUCUGAUCUUGGCUCUCAGGAGAGCGUGUUACACACCCGCUUUGCGGGAGACGCCUCAUGCUUGCGCCAGGGCUGGCAGGACCCGCGCCUUCUCCAGGCCCUGCAGCCGUCUAUAGUAUUUGUGACCAAGGCCUGUGGGCAUCGCAGGAGGCAGCCCCGUGGCACAGACUCACCAGGGCCAUGUGCCUGCCCAGGGGCUCCAGGUGGUUCUGUACUUUCUUCAAACAUUUGUUUUCCGAGAGCACGGCCUGUAGGCUUACCACCGAGGAGAGACCACCCCCCCCCCCCAUACACACACAUGUGUUUGCUUUUUCAACUGAACUGGGAACAUGAAGCACAUGCUGCUCUGCAUCUAGCUUGUUUCACUCGAUCGUUUAUCUUGGGCAUUUCUCCACAUCACAAACAAUGAUUAAAAACAUUGUUUUUAGUGAUUGUAGAGCUUAAUGGUUAUAAAUUUUACCAUCACUUCUCUGACCAUUUUCCUGUUACAAAACAUUUGGAUGGUCUCUGGGUUUUCACUAUUUACAUAAUGCUGUGGCGAAUAUCCUCAUAAAUCUUUGAUUUUGACUCUGAUGCCCCCCCACCAGCCCACCCCCCGUUUCUAGAGGGAGUGUUUUUGGGUCACAAAGUGUUUGUUUUCAAGGUGGUGUUAGUCUCUCUUGCUGCGUCUUGACCUGAGGCCUGGAAGCUCAGAGUUCUAGUACACAACCUCCUCAUUCGGAACAAAUCCGUCUCUGGUAAAGUGUGUGUUCCCAAGGAUGUCCUAGUAAGACUGCUCUUUUUUUUCUCCCCCCACAAUGCUAAAAUGAUAUAAUUUCUUGCAGUCCGUUUGUGACAGAUUCUUCCGAAAGUCGUUUCCUUAUUUUCAUUGACAAUCUGGUUAUGCUUGCAUGUUAGCACCUUCCCAUCCCUGCUGCCGUGGCUUUCAGGCGCUUGCUGGGAUUUUCCGAAGCUUGUGCUUCGUGUGCACAAUGGUACUGAAUCUGCAUCUGCACAGGCAGCAGAGAUACACAAAUGCUGAACUGACCUUGCCACACACUUAGUGGGUGAUUUGUCAUUAAGUUUGCAUACUCGAAAAAUACACUGGGCCAUUGGAAUCCUUAGAAGAGCAAACCCUCUGCUUGAGGAAGAGACCACAGAGGCAGCUGAGUUUCCCGGAAGGAAGGCUGUUGGCCCCGUGCUGCUCAAGGGGAGGCGCUCAGUACGGAGGUCUCAGCAGUUCAUUCCAGCGCAGCGGUCAGGCCUCCUCCAGUAGAGGGUGGUGGCCCUGACCCUCGUGGCUUUCGGGACUCCUUCCCUGUCUUCCCUCGCGGUGUUGCAGGUUGGCUGGCUGGCUUCAAACCCAGGCCACCCAGUUUGGUUUCAUUCCUAAUUUCUCCUCUGUAGUUUGGGGUCCACUAAUUGCGAGGGGAGAGGUGCAUGAGAGAUUUCUUCAGGUGCCGUACGCAGCAUCUCAAGUCUGCUAGAGAUUUUGGCUGGAUUGUGCAGAAUUGGACUUCUGCCCUCCCCUGACACCUCGGGUCCCCCGCCCCCCUGUCCGAUGCACAGACUGAGGGAGCUCACUCCCCAGAUGCAGAGGCUGCAGCCACUUCCCAGAAUACGAUGAAGGUACUGUUCUUAGAGAUGUCGCCAUGUAUGUCUUUCCACAUCCUUUCUUUUCAUCCAAAGCUCACGUGAGCUGACGGUGACUCAGGUGGGUGUGGCCCUUCCCUCUUAGGCAGCCUAUAUGGCAAGUGCCUUAAAUCAGGGCAGGAGUCCCUUCCAGAGCGUCUGAGGGGUGCAGGCUGCUGGCCCGGGUUGCGGAGUUGCAAAUCAGACUGCCUGUGGAAAACUGGUUUGGGGAAGGAGCUGUUGCAGCGAAGAGCCAUUUUCUCUGUGGCUCAAGACAGCUGUGACAGGCAGCUGAACCGGCCUGCAUAUGUACCUGUUUUCCCCAGAACCCACUUCUUCAGUAUGAAGAAGCACCAACCUUCCCGUGCAGAGAACUUUUUACAAAGGCAGACCUUUUCUUAGUGUGUGAUGCACCCUAGUCCCAACCCGUCUGGCAGAAUGACUUAGGGAUAGGGGUCAUUUUGCUGGUGAAAAGCCUUUAUCCUUAUCAGAAGUUUGAUUGGACGUUGACAAAAAAUAAAUUUUUGCAGUAUUUAGAGCUGCUGUAGCUGUUCCUUUACACAAAAUAGGAUGAAUCAAUAGUAUGAUAGCUGUCUUUCAGGUUGGUGGCAGUCAGUUAGAACAUGUGUAAAAUUCUCUACCUGGUCUGUAGCUGUAACUGUGAUGUACAGGCAAAGCAAAAAUUUAAAACAUGAAAACAAAUAAUGCAAUGAUAUUAGGAUAUACACUUUUGUAUUUUUAUUCUUAUAUAAGGUUAUUUGCUGGCUAUUGUUGGCCUCUAGUUCAGUCUGUGUUAUUUAAAAUCUAAUAUAUGAAUUAUUUGGAUUGAAUUCAUGUUCGGGGCCACGUUGUUGUAUGUAUUGAUGUACAGCCUUGAAUGUGAAUAAUUAUUGUAAACUAUAUUUUACAACUUUUUUUCUGGCUUUAUUAUAUAAAUUUUCUAUUUGGUCAAUGAUUUAAUCAUAUAAUUUAAUGAAUCUGUUUCUUCUCUUUUUUUCAAAUAUUUGUGCUUUAGAUGUAGUUACUGGAUGAUGAAUUUUCCACGUAUGCUCGGUAGUCUUGUAAUAAAAAAGCAUGUAGAGUGUA
Mustela lutreola (European mink) is the source of this 11137-nucleotide messenger RNA. It is a transcript of the gene PDPK1, whose product is annotated as 3-phosphoinositide dependent protein kinase 1. Gene Ontology annotation, biological process: intracellular signal transduction; peptidyl-serine phosphorylation. Gene Ontology annotation, molecular function: ATP binding; protein serine/threonine kinase activity. The record is from RefSeq and is a predicted model, not a curated record. NCBI's taxonomy places the organism in Eukaryota, Metazoa, Chordata, Mammalia, Carnivora, Mustelidae. The transcript has 14 exons. Bases 3969 to 5564 code for a protein of 531 amino acids.